Messenger RNA from Papilio polytes (common Mormon), 578 nucleotides. Its product is annotated as properdin-like. The record is from RefSeq and is a predicted model, not a curated record. The coding region runs from base 16 to 465 and encodes 149 amino acids. NCBI's taxonomy places the organism in Eukaryota, Metazoa, Arthropoda, Insecta, Lepidoptera, Papilionidae. The transcript is spliced from 2 exons.
UUUCAUGAUUCACCAAUGUAUUAUACAUUAUUAUUAUUAUUUAUAACCCUUUAUAAAAAUUCAAUUGCAUUACAAAAAGAUGGAGAUAAAAUAAUUAUGCAGCCAGUAGAGUUAAUUGAUCUGGUGAUACAGGAACAGAUGAGAAGCGAUAGGCCUGCUAUUCGACGACGAUAUAAAGAAAACGCCAAGACCGCGAUGGAUGCUCUCGGCAAAAUUGAAGUACAAACAGAAGAUAUCAGCGGUGAUGAGGAACGGUUACGUGCGCGUAAGGUGUGGAGUCGGUGGGGUAAGUGGAGCGAUUGUUCGGCGACAUGCGGGGGCGGCAUGAUCGUGCGGCGCAGGCUGUGCGUGGCGGGGCGCUGCGCCCCCGGCGAACUCGAGGAGCAGCGGAGACCCUGCGCCGAGUCGCCCUGUACCACCACCUCCUAUGAACUCGGACCCGAAGACAUGCGCGAAGUCGAAUAAACUCGUUAUCUUAAUUUACCACACAAAAACAGACUAUGUUCUCGUAUAAUGGAUCACAAAUUUUGUAUAAAUUAUGUUGACAUGUGAUAAUUAAAUUAUAAGAAGUAAUUAGA